AAAAAAACAUUGCGUGGCGGUCAGUACAUUUUUCAUUUCGGGAAGAAAAAGCGAAAAUAUAAAUAAAUUUCCGGUAUGGGAUGUUUCGGUGGCAAAAGCAAGAAACAAGCCCGACCAGCAACGCAACCAAAGUGCCCACCGAAGCAGAAAGCGUGGACCGAGCGUGAAUGGAAAAUUCACGGUAAAUAUUUGGAGCAACUGGCUGUCCCGAAAAAAGACCUGCAAAACGAGAAAACCUUCCAGCAACCGACUCUGCCAAAGGUCCCCCUCAGUCAGCUGAAACCACGCAUGAAUACGUUGGCACGUCCAAAGCCAACCUUCGGUUCGCAUCAAACAUCGCACGUUUGUCCACUUGGCCCACAGAGCUGCCACUGCCAUGUGGCGGAUCCCCUCCGCACCAUUUCGCCCCUAGCCAAAAGCUACGUGCCAACCCAGCGGAUCAACCUAUUAAGCCAGCCGAAGCUCAACUAUCAGGAGGUUAUCCGGUGCUUUCCCAUGAAAAAGGUUAUGUGCAUCAACAAGCGGGUCAUCCAACCGCUGUCGCUCUACCGGACCAAGAAACUGGCGACGCCCAAAUAUCAGUAUCUCUGCACGCCGGAACACGACCCGUACCAGGUGAAACCGGAAGCACUGACCGCAGUGGCAACCAGACGGACGAUGCUGCUCGCCAUGCCGAAAACCUAUUCCUUCAUCGAGAACUAACUUUUUUUCUCGGGUUUUGCCAUACCAACAAGGAAAUUUAAUUAUGAAAACUAAAUAAACUCUUCCUGGUGAUUUCAA
Molecule: messenger RNA, 780 nt
Organism: Toxorhynchites rutilus septentrionalis
Lineage: Eukaryota; Metazoa; Arthropoda; Insecta; Diptera; Culicidae
Exons: 2
Coding region: 76-702 (208 amino acids)
Source: RefSeq, a predicted model, not a curated record